Molecule: messenger RNA, 3043 nt
Organism: Polyodon spathula (Mississippi paddlefish)
Lineage: Eukaryota; Metazoa; Chordata; Actinopteri; Acipenseriformes; Polyodontidae
Product: centrosomal protein of 97 kDa-like
Exons: 11
Coding region: 194-2575 (793 amino acids)
Molecular function (GO): protein binding
Source: RefSeq, a predicted model, not a curated record
UACUGUACAGUCUGAUUCUGUCAUUUGGACUAAAAUAUAUCCUGUGUAAAUGUUGUUUGACAGGCAUAGCAACGUUGCGUAAAUGUCAUCAGCAAGUUAACCUGCAGCCUGAACUAAGUAGAACCGUGAACUGGGCAGUGAAAUAGGAAAACAAUGUAAUUACUACCAGUUAUUACUGGAUAAACAGUCUUAAAUGGGUGUUUCGAGUCUCACGGUGGACAAAUAUGGACCUGUGGUUGAUCUGUCAAGCCAGGGAAUGCAGAAGCUGGAGCCAGCGUUUCCUUGCCCUGCUGGAGCCCACAUACUGAUCCUGGACAAGAACCAGAUCAUAAAGCUGGAGCAUCUGGAUAAGUGUAGAGAGUUAAUGCAGUUGUCUGUGGCCAACAAUCGCCUUGUGCGGAUGAUGGGAGUAGCCAGACUGACGAACCUCAGGGUACUGAACUUGCCUAACAACAGCAUUGGGUAUGUCGAAGGGCUAAAGGACCUGGGGCAUCUGGAGUGGCUGAACUUAGCCGGGAACAACAUCAAGGUAAUUGAUCAGAUAAACAGCUGUGUGGCGCUUAAGCACCUGGACUUGUCUGACAACAACAUCUCGCAGAUAGGAGACCUCUCAAAGCUUCCCUCGUUAAAGACUCUCCUGCUUCAUGGAAACAUCAUAACAACCCUGCGCACUGUGCCAAUUCAUCUGCCUACAGGGCUGAACAUCCUGUCUUUGGCAGAAAAUGAAAUAUGUGAUCUCAGUGAGGUUUCUUUUCUGAAUUCCCUCUCUGAACUGGAACAGUUGUCCAUUAUGAGCAACCCCUGUGUAAUGGCUACUCCCUCCCUUCCUGGGUACGACUAUCGGCCCUACGUAGUAAGCUGGUGCCUCAGCCUCAAGAUCCUAGAUGGCUACAUUGUGUCACAGAAGGAAGGGUUGAAGGCAGAAUGGCUCUAUAGUCAAGGCAAAGGGCGAUUGUACCGUCCUGGGCAUCACAUCCAGCUGGUGCAGUACCUGGCUUCAGUUUGCCCCCUGUCAUCCACCCCUGCCUUGCAGUCUGCAGAGGAUGCCAAAUUGGAGAAGAUACUAAACAAACAAAGACUUCAUCAGAAACAGCUGCAGCAGCAGUUUCAGAAAGGAUGUCCAACCAGCUCAUCCACACCAAACCGACCUGUUCAACCAGUCGAGCACUGCAGUCCGACACACACGCCACUGGGGUCCGCUGACAGAGAGCCUAUACCUCAGAUCAACACCUGGUUGGGAAGGAGUGUGUCUGCUGGUAACCCCUAUGUUGCUGAGCAGAUUGCACGAUCCUCUUCAUCCCGCAACGAGCCCUUAUACCUGGAAGACGUCCAGACGGACGAGGACAAGCUGAACUGCAGCCUCCUGUCCUCCGAGUCCACAUUCAUGCCUGUGACUUCCCCUCUGUCACCUACCUGCAAGCUGAAGCUUGAAAAGGAAGAGGUGUCAGAAAAGGACCUUGAUGCUACAGUCCUGCAAUUCAGAAAUAGUGCAGAGACCGGGGUGAGUGAGGCUAAGGAGCCAGUCUGGACAGAGAAGCAGACUGUUGGGAAGGCAGCAAAAGAGGGUCACAGCAGUUGUGACAUUGCAGCCUCUAUGACUGGAAGCAAUCUGCUGGAGAUAGCGCUGCCCUUUGAAGAGAGGUCUGAGAAAACCGUUACUGAGGAAGAGGAAAAGAAAGGUAUCCUUCAUGGUUUGAAUGAAGCAGCCGUCAGAAUUCAGGCAUGCUGGCGAGGCUUUUGGACCAGGCGUUUCAACCCCAGGGCUAAGGAAGUUCGCUCUGAAAUCCGCCUGCGCAGAAUGCAGGACCACAUUCUUUUCCUGUCUGAUGAAUUAAGACAGCUGAGAAAGGAAUAUGAAGAAGAGCGAAUACAGAGGCUUGUGCAAGAAGAGGCUGUAAAGUUCAUGUGGAAACAGCUUCAGUACUUCCAGCAGUGGCAGCAGUCUGUAAACCAGCAGCUUCAGUCUGUUUCCCGGCGAGAGAUUCCUUCAUCCAGCACUUUGGCUCCAUCCAUUCUCUCCUCCUCAAAUCUCUAUGAUUCCAAACCCCACACCUCUCUGGCGUUCAGCACCAAAGGACCAGCAUCCCACUGCUGCGAGCAGUCCUUCCCUGACUCUGGCUUUCACUCCUCUGCUGGUGGGGGUGAACCUGAGCAGCUAAGGCGCACCCUGCUUUCCAGCCAGUGCGCUACGGAAGAGAGCCUGAGCUCUGGCACUGGGGCCUCUAUAGAGACUGUACGACCAUUCACUGAGGGGCAGACUGAGAACAUGGAAGGCACAGAACUGGGCGAGGAGGUAAACAGCAAGGAGAGUUCACAGAGUGAACAGGACAGCAGCCUACUUGAGCAAUAUCUGAAUUCUGUCCAGCAGCUGGAGGAGGCAGAGGACUGGGCUGGGGAGAGGACAGAGAGCCCCAGACCCAACUCUGCAGAGGUGAGAGAGACCCCCCCACGUCCUCCUCUUACUCCUGAAGAGACAUCGGCAGUAUUGCAGGCUGACCAAACUCCCAGUCCAGAGGUACAGGACAGGAGGGUGGAGCCAGCCUUGCAAGGCCUGCCAGUGGAAGCAGGUGUGUAAAAGUGCUUGCCACAGUUGUAACUUUCAAUGGAUACAACAUAGAUAACUGGGGCCAUUAGAACUAUCUUAUUUCAGUUUGUUCCCCUCACCAAGCACAGAACUAAGGGGAAUGAAUCGCCAACAUUUUCAAACUGUUGCCUAAGGGGUGAACAAACUGUACAUUUCAGACUACACUCGCACAUGCCUAAAAGGCUACCCUGUAUAAUAAAUAAAAAAAUAUAUUGUACUUUCUGUUUACAUUGCAUUCCAAUACCCUUCUCAGUGUUUUAGGCUAAACUGUCCAUUAAACUCUUUCCUUCACGAUGGCUCCCACACAGUGUUGCAUGCUGGCAAUCACGGACAGUAAUUGUCAUGAAUUGGGGUGCAAUCUUUCUACCCAAGGCACUUGAGGAUGUUAAAUUGUCUGUAAAAAUGUAUAGUCAUUCUUAUGAAUGUCCGUUGCCAGUGCAGCUGUUACAUACCAUUUGA